Helianthus annuus (common sunflower) is the source of this 1278-nucleotide messenger RNA. RefSeq lists its product as uncharacterized. NCBI's taxonomy places the organism in Eukaryota, Viridiplantae, Streptophyta, Magnoliopsida, Asterales, Asteraceae. Gene Ontology annotation, molecular function: nucleic acid binding. The coding region runs from base 1 to 1278 and encodes 425 amino acids. The record is from RefSeq and is a predicted model, not a curated record. The transcript is spliced from 5 exons.
AUGAACUCCAACACAUACCACCCCGGGUUACGAAACCAUCCGAAUUUUCGCUAUGGGAACGCGGCGAACCAAGCUAACCCAAAAUUUCAAGGAGCUCAAGGUAACUUUGCACCUCGCCAACAAUACAAUCAAGGCAACUAUAGAGGUGGAAACAAUUAUGGUUAUCAAGGGCAAUUCCAACAAACUGGUCAAGGUGGUUUGGGUCAAAGUUCAUCAAGCGGGAAUGAAGUCAUGGAUAUGCUUCGGGCUAUGCAACAAGAUAUGCAAAAGCGGAACCAACUAGAUGAAGUCCGGAUGCAAAAGGAUGAGGUUCGUGACAAGAGCAUUCAAUCACUAACAACCCAAAUGGGUCAAUUGGCAACCGAUGUGGCGGAAUUAAAGAAAAGCAAGGGUCAACUUCCUAGUGAUACUAAGCAAGUACCCGCUUAUGCUAAAUUCCUUAAGGAAUUAUGUACACAAAAACAACAACAAAAGAAAAAAAUGCCUAAGCGGGUAGACUUGACCGAGCAAGUGAGUGCGGUUUUGAAUGGGGAGCUUCCCCCUAAGCUUAAAGAUCCAGGUACGCCAUUGAUAAAUAUACAAGUUGGCAAUUUUCAAAUGGCAAAGGCGUUACUCGAUCUUGGAGCCGGGGUACAUGCUUAUGCACUACGGGUUGAAGAGGAAAAACAGGAUGCCAUGGCUUUGAGGGAAGGUCGACCACCAUGGACUCAUCAAUUUGAAGGCUUACCGGCGGAAAUAGACUCCGGUAUUAAACCAUCAUUAGAAGAACCGCCAAAGCUGGAAUUGAAAGGCUUGCCGAGUCACUUGAAGAAGGAUUGGUCGAGUAAAUUGGAUGAUGCGUUGUGGGCAUACCGAACGGCCUACAAGACUCCUAUUGGCACAACACCGUACCGGAUGGUUUAUGGGAAGGGUUGUCAUUUGCCAAUGGAGUUAGCGCAUCGGGCAUAUUGGGCGAUCACUACGGUCAAUGCGGACUACAAUGAAGCGGGAAAGAUGAGGAAGCUACAAUUGUGUGAAAUUGAAGAGCUUAGAGACGAGGCGUAUGAAUGUGCAUCGGCAUAUAAAGAUAAUCUCAAGAAAGUACACGAUGCAAAAUUAAGAAAGAAAACGCGAGUUGGAAGGUUUGGUGACGUAGACAUCCAAGACGAGCAAACACUAAAACAACAAAUGGUGAACGGUCACCGGUUUAAACCGUACUUGGAGGGGAACGACAUAAACAAUUUAGAGCUUGAUAAAGUGGGCUACAUUCUACGCCCGGUCGAUGAGGAACAACCAUGA